UUAUCUCCCCCUCUCAGUCCCGCUUGUGGCCACCGUUUCUGGGGCUCAGGGUUUGAACGCGGCAGGACGUUCUGAACAUCUGAAGGCGUGACUUUAUCACAUUCUUGUAGAACGAAGAGCGAAGAAUAUUCACAGGAGGGGAAAAAAACAACAACAAAAAAACCGAAAACACCCUGCUGGAAAAUCCCUGCUCCAAAUUCAGAGGGAAAGAGAAAGUAUAGGCUGUUGCAUUGCUCGUUUGCCGUUUGUAAUUUAGUUUUGUGUGACUUUAUGUAGAAUCCAACCGAAUAAGACUCAAGCAAGCCUCGGUUUCUUUUUAAUAAAUACCAACGUCCGAGUAUAAUUUUUUUCAAGUGUCAUCUCGUUACUUGUUGUACUGAAGUCGUCUAGUAGCUAAAGCUCGGACACUCGCACGGAAUUUCGAGAGGGCGGGGAACCAGACACCAGAGCACCAGGACCUAGAGACCCGACCACAUUUGGCACUCCUCAGUUGACCUCCACACGCUACGUAGAACGGGCCAGGCCAGGUAUCAGCGAAGGGGCUGUGCUAGGUAACAGCGAGCAGCCAGUGGGACUAUCCGGACCAAUUGCGCUUAAUCAUUCGGCAGUGGUUGAAGCAGCUGCACCAGGAUGGAGAAACAAAUGAGGUCAACUUCUUAUGGUGUCAGUGUCACCUCGGAUCCACAAGCAAAGGAUGGGAAAAUUUGCCUCAGUGUGUAUGAGCCUAAGGUGCAGGUGGUGAUUCUUCAUGUCAAAAACUAUGGUGACAAGUCUUUUAAUUUUACCUUUGACAUCGACACCAAAUGGAAAGAAUACUUCACUCUCAGAGAUGACAGUGGUGUCAGCCAAGGCAAGCAGCUAAAACUCAAACAAGGACAGAGCUACACCAUCAACAUACUUUUCCAGUCAGAGGACGCAGGAUUCUAUCACGCGAGACUGAACUUAGGAUUUAUGCCAGACCUACCAUCCAUUCCUUCCUUUGAUAUUACAAAUGUCCUAGAAAUAAAAAUGCUGGCCUCCAUAGCCCCAUUCAAGCGCCGCCCCAUUCCCCGAGGACCUGUCCGUUGUUUCAAACCCGAGAGGCGGGCAACUCCAAAAUGGAAGAAGGACCUGAAAUCUUAUGUGCCUUUGAAAGAGUAUAAGGUGCCCCACUACGUAAAAUUACAUACUCUUGUGAAGUUAUUGGAGGACAACAGUGUGCCCAGAAAUUCUUGGCAGAGGAAUGUUAAAGCAUUGCUGAAAAGUCCUCUGAGCAUGAAGAACUAUUCUUAUAAGUUCAAAUGGCUGCUGUACAUAGAGGAGCUUCAGAGGAACAAGGACAUCAAGCAGUACAAUAUGGUUGACGUCUCCAUGUCCAGAGACCCAAGUAGGAGGGACUGUCUCAUUCUGCAGGUUCCAGACGUCUCUCAGAACUGUCCAUUUUUGCGACCUGGUGACCAGCUGGUGGUGACGCCUUCAGAAGUGUCAGAGGGUUCAAAGAGUUAUGGAUAUGAAGUCUAUGUCUUUUAUGUGGAAAACGAUCAGGUCUUCCUGCACUGUCACAGAGAGUUGGUAAACCUCUUCACAGACAACAUGAAGUUCAAUGUUGAGUUCACAGUGGACCGUUUCACCAUUCGCAUCCAGCAUAGGGCAGCGGAGCUGGUGUCUGGACUACGGAAGGUUCUGUUUCCCACUGGCACCUCCUUCUACAAGCAGACAGAAGUACCCACUUUCAGCCCAUUUAACAGCCAUAUGACGAAGGAGCAAAACCUAGAGCAGUACACGGCUGUACAGCACAUUUUAGCUGGUUCAUCCAGACCUGCCCCAUACCUUGUGUUUGGAUCUCCUGGCACAGGGAAAACAUCAAUUGUGGUGGAGGCCAUCAAGCAGAUAGACAAGAGCAAUGCCUCCUGCCACAUCUUGGCAUGCUGUCACACUAACAGUGCUGCUGACCGUCUCUGUAUUCGGCUUUUGGAAAAUGAUGUGGAGGUACACAAAGUGUACCGCAUGUACGCCGUUUAUCACAAGGGAGCUAAACCCCAAGAACUGCAGAAGUGCUGUAACAAGUCAGAGGAUGACCUUCCUACGAGAAAAGAACUGAUGCAGUAUACGAUCGUAGUCACCACGUUGCUAAAUGCUUCAAGGUUGGUGACAAAAGGGAUACAUCAAGGCCAUUUCACUCAUAUCUUUGUGGAUGAAGCAGGCCACACUGUAGAGACAGAGUGUAUCAUCCCUUUAGCAGGUCUACUUGAUCCUUUUACAAGUCUAGUGGUUUUGACUGGAGAUCCAAAACAGUUGGGCCCCAUCGUUAAAUUCUCCCAGGCCCAUAAAUUAAAAAUGGAUGUGUCCCUGUUGGAGCGUCUGAUGGACAUCGAUCUGUAUAAGAAGGAUAAGAGCGGAGCAUUCAACAAUCGCUUUCUUACCAAACUACUGAAGAACUACAGGUCCCAUUCCGCCAUUCUGGAGAUCCCUAACGAACUCUUCUACGAGAGAGAGCUCCAAUACAUGGCUGAUAAAGCAAUCUGCAACUCUUACUAUGGAUGGCAACACUUACCGACAAAGGACUUUCCAUUAAUCUUCCAUGCCGUGGCAAGUGUUGAAGAGCGCGAAGGCAACAGUCUCUCAUUCUUCAACUUAGCGGAGGUGGAGGUGCUGAUGCAAUACGUGGUAAAACUCCUUGAAAAGCCAGGCAAAGGUGGCAGGAAACGAACCCAUCCAGAGGACAUUGGCAUCCUUGCCCUAUACAAGAAACAGGUGGAGAAAAUCCGUAAGGCCCUCCAAGAAAUGAAGACACUCCCUGGAGUAAACAUGGACAAGCUUAAGGUUGGUACAGUGGACGAGUUCCAGGGUGAACAGAAAAAGGUGAUUCUGCUGUCUACGGUGAGAAACAGCACCAUUUGCCAAGGGCAGGAUCAAAUGCCCUCCCUAAACUUCAUUGGCAAUGAGAAGAGGUUCAACGUGGCAGUGACCCGAGCCCAAGCACUACUAAUCGUAGUGGGAGACCCCAAAGCCUUGGAACAACAUCUUUGUUGGGCCAGGUUUAUUGAUUACUGCAAAAAGAACAAGGGGUACCUUGUACCUUUUCUUCAAGCAGAGGAGUGAAUGGAGAAACUGACAUCAGUCCUCAUGUCGAGAUUAGGGGAAGUGUGACUCAGUGGCGGUCACACCCCGAGUGCAGAGAGAGAGCCUCUUCUUCAGUGCCUAGAGUCAAAAACAGUAUAAAUGAAAAGAUGGAAUUUAAUCAGCAAUAAUAAUGAUGAUAAUAACAGCUUCAACUGCAAAUUGGACUUGAUUAGACUCAAAUGCACCAAUUUAAAUGGAAAAAUGCUGCCAUCGUAACUUUUCUACUAACUUCCUGUUACGUUCAUAGACAUAUCUUUUCUAGCCAAUGAAUUAAACGUACCAAUUUAGAUAGAUGUUUUCAGUUUGCAUUAUCUACUAGCUUUCUACUGAGCUCUAUGCUUCAUUUCUGUCUUAGCCCCUAAUGUUUUUAUGGGCAAGUUUUUAGCUGGUAAAAUUGUCAAGAGUCAGCCUCCAAUAGUUUCUCCAACAUUUUGGAACAAGUCCUCUAACCCUCAGGGCCAGAAGAAGUCCUACCCCCCUGGCCAGCAAUGAUCAAAUAAAAGAAGACCUCAGCAAAAGAAAGGAAAGGCUGGAGAUGUCAUGAUGACUGUCAUGGUGAUAUGACGGGCAUGUCAUGAUGACUUGCCCUGCAUGUGAUUAGUCAACAUUGUUUGUUGGCACUACCUAACAUUGUACUUUUAAAUAACAUCCCUAUCAUCAUGUACAUGUGAAAUGUGUGUAGGCAAUAUGAUCUGGCUUAUCUGUUCAUUUAUUUUCAUUUGUUGCAUUCCGUUUAAUUUUGUACCUGAUUAAUUCAAUUUCAUUUAAUUCAGUUUGUUAUCUCUGUGCCAUUGCUUACGUUGUAUGUAAAAGCCUUACUAGAUUAAAGUUCCUGA
This is a messenger RNA of Lampris incognitus (smalleye Pacific opah), 3938 nucleotides long. RefSeq names its product putative helicase mov-10-B.2. NCBI's taxonomy places the organism in Eukaryota, Metazoa, Chordata, Actinopteri, Lampriformes, Lampridae. Gene Ontology annotation, molecular function: 5'-3' RNA helicase activity; RNA binding. Bases 631 to 3081 code for a protein of 816 amino acids. The transcript has 23 exons. The record is from RefSeq and is a predicted model, not a curated record.